AUGGAUGAUCAUACAUAUCGAAAUUUUACUUUCAUCGUACUUUUUGAAUCUCCAACAAGAAAGGUUCAUGUCUCUUACCACACGUUCGCUGAGAUUGACAAUCCCGAGAAGUUGAUUGUUGAUGUUUCCAAUGCCUACAAACAGCACAUCAGCCGCUUCAAACGAGUCUUGUACCGUGGCGUACUAUUGAAGAAGCCUACUGUUUCCAUUGUCAAAUUGUCCAGUGUCACAAAUCUCCCAUCUGUCUCUGGUGGUGUACAACAGCUUCUUAUUCAAAAUAAGGUUGAUGACCCUACCCUCACGUCCGCAAUUCGAGAUCCUACGGUCCUGUGUAAUGUCGACCGAGACGCUUUCUGCCAGGAGUACAAGGCUAUCUUCGCGGAGGAUGGCGAACCGGUCGCUCAGACUGCUCUUCUGAUUCAUCAGGUCAAUGAUCCAACGGCUUCCAAGGUCGUCGGGAUGGCGGGCUCAGUCUUCUCUGUCACUUUAGCUUUGCUCGGCGCGUUUGUAUUCUAG
This is a messenger RNA of Fusarium coffeatum, 516 nucleotides long. RefSeq lists its product as uncharacterized. The transcript is spliced from 2 exons. The record is from RefSeq and is a predicted model, not a curated record. The coding region runs from base 1 to 516 and encodes 171 amino acids. Lineage: Eukaryota; Fungi; Ascomycota; Sordariomycetes; Hypocreales; Nectriaceae.